Artibeus jamaicensis (Jamaican fruit-eating bat) is the source of this 798-nucleotide messenger RNA. RefSeq names its product proline-rich protein HaeIII subfamily 1-like. The transcript has a single exon. Lineage: Eukaryota; Metazoa; Chordata; Mammalia; Chiroptera; Phyllostomidae. The record is from RefSeq and is a predicted model, not a curated record. The coding region runs from base 1 to 798 and encodes 265 amino acids.
AUGAGCUAUUUCCAAAAGUCUAAGGUUGCUCUUCUGAGGGGUUUUGAUACCUCGCCCCAGGGGCCCCCAACACCCUGGGGACCAGCAAAGCUCCCCGCGUUCCCCGACCCCCAGCCCCCAGGACCCCGCGCGCCCCCACCCCGCGCCCCCUGCCCGCCGUCCCUGGAAACUGUCCUCCACGCACCGCUCCCCGCUGCCCCACGGGCCGGGCAACGCCGCCCGACACCGCAGCUCAGAGAGGCUCUCCGCCCCCGGACCCGCUCCCGCCCGCUCUCCCGGCCCGCGCACGCGCCAGAAGCGCCUGAUCCGCGCGUGUCUCCCGCACACGCGUGUGUCCUCCCGGGGGUGUCUCCCCGGGCUCGGGCGCCCACCCGGGGCGGCGCCCACGCCCCUGCGCGGCCUCCGCAGCGCCGCCCCGAGUCCGUCCCAACCCGCGAGCGCGCUCCCCGCGGCCUCAGCCCGCUCAGCGCGCGGCUGCCGCGUCCAAACUCGCCGCCCGCGUUUCCACGCGGGAGCAAAGCGCGGACCGCGCGGCGCGGGGAAGAAGCCGGGAGGCUCCGCGCGCAGUGGCAGCUCCAGGAGCCCCGCGAGGCCGCCCGCGGCGGCUCGUCCGCCGUCCGCGCGGCCGGAGCGCGGCCUCUGCCCGGGUCGCGCGCGCAGACGCGGGGCGCGCUGCCUGCUGCCGCGGGGAGGCGGCUGCGGCGCGAAGGGGGCGCGCGAGGGCCCCGAACACGCACCACGCGGACGGGGGCACAGGGGGGAAAACUCAGACAAGCCCGACAGAGUAAACGCUCAUGA